CGCCGGCACUUUAACCCUUCCCCGAUUACCGAAAAUCCUCUUCAACCACAACCCCGCGAUCGUGACGAUUCCAUACAUGCUGACUGCAGUGCCUUUGUGACCAUGACAGUUCUGGCCAGUCAGCGACCUGGAACUCAAAUGACAGCAUGAGCUACAGUACAUUCAAUGUGGAGCUCCCGCACCAUGUCGUCGCUGCUGGAUCGUCUCCCCAAUGAAUUACUGGAUCACAUCAUCUCCUACCUGGAUAUCGAGCCUCCAUCAUACACCCAACUCCAUCUAGAACCAGGUUCAAACAUUACCAUCUCCGGAAAAACACCCCUGAAGCAUCUGUCCCAGUCAUGCUCCUGCCUCGCCACCUUUGUGCGGCCUUAUCUCUUCGCCCAUGCUCGCCUGGUUCUUCAUUAUGAGCCAUCCGAAUUCUGCUCAUUCAUCCGGGAAUGGGGCCUGGCUCGAUAUAUCAAAUCCAUCACAGUACUCGUGAUGGAUAAAGAUCUUCCACAACGUGUCACUGGUCAUUGGCUAAUUGAGAUUUUCGAGUUUAUCGAUCCUCUACGGAUUACCAUCCUCGCCCCGCCAAGGAUCAUUGGCGAGGCACUGCAAACCCCGAUCGACGAGCAGCAUGGCUGGGCAUUCGAUAUCGAUCAGCAGAUUCUAAAACUUGAAAAGAACAGCUACGGCAACGUAGACGCCUAUCGGCCCCAUCCAUCGGAAAACCUACUCUGUACUCGUCCAUGGACGUCCCUCUCCUUCAAUGAGGGGUCCUCUCUGAAAGCCUACAACCAUUACGAGUACUUUUCCUCACACGUCCCCUCAGUGCUGAGCCAAUGGGGACAUGAAGAUCCUCCGAUGCACUUUCGAGCCGAAAUGGAGGACUAUUUUCGAGGAAUCGAAUCUCUGAGCUACACCGCAAUCUUUCCAUUUUACAACCACGUGGAAAACGUUAACAUUGUAAUGAGAUUGAUGCCACGUCUCCGCGUCGUGACUGUCCAAUUAGCCCCCGACGCAAAUAAUCACGCGACUGAGCUGGAGCAGCGCGGCUCGAUGGAUCCCAACGAUCCAUGGAUGGAAUUGGAAUCGGCUUAUUCGAUACUUGGGUUCAAUGUUCAGACUAAGACUUCUGUGCAGGAAUUUCGCAGUCGGGACUUUCAUGUAGAAGCAGUACGGUUGGAUCUUGAGAGUGCUUUGAGGGAGCAAUUGCCUGGCUGGACCCAUGAUGAUCGGGGCAAGUGGACAAGGCCGCCGUCCGGGGAGACCUCUUAA
Penicillium brasilianum is the source of this 1260-nucleotide messenger RNA. NCBI's taxonomy places the organism in Eukaryota, Fungi, Ascomycota, Eurotiomycetes, Eurotiales, Aspergillaceae. The record is from the annotation of a GenBank genome assembly.